AGUGAGAAACUAAUCACGAAUAAAUCUUUGGUAUUUAUUUGCCUACUGGCCUGGAAUAGUAGUCUCACUCCAGGAUUUGAAGUGCUUUGAGAAAGAUGCCACGUUAUCUUUUGUGUAGGGAGGAUACUUGGCAUAUGUCAUAGAUUUGACCACCAGUGUUUACUCCUGUUGUUUUAACCUGCUGUACAAGAAUGCAAAUCCACUUUCAGUUAUUAAAAUGUUUCCUGUCUCCUUUUCUCUUUCAGAAGAUGAAUAAUCUUUCAUUUAGUGAGCUAUGUUGCCUCUUCUGCUGUCCACCUUGCCCAGGGAAAAUUGCUUCAAAAUUAGCAUUUUUGCCACCUGAUCCAACCUACACACUGAUGUGUGACGAAAGUGGAAGCCGCUGGACUUUACACCUGUCAGAACGCGCGGACUGGCAGUACUCCUCGAGAGAAAAGGAUGCUAUUGAGUGCUUCAUGACUAGAACCAGUAAAGGCAACAGAAUUGCCUGUAUGUUUGUGCGUUGCUCACCCAAUGCCAAAUACACUUUACUUUUCUCACAUGGAAAUGCUGUAGAUCUCGGUCAGAUGAGCAGCUUUUACAUAGGGCUGGGAUCACGGAUUAAUUGUAAUAUAUUCUCAUAUGAUUACUCUGGAUAUGGUGCAAGUUCUGGGAAGCCAACAGAGAAGAACCUGUAUGCAGAUAUUGAAGCUGCUUGGCUUGCUCUUAGGACAAGAUAUGGCAUCCGUCCUGAAAAUGUGAUUAUAUACGGCCAGAGCAUAGGGACAGUGCCCUCUGUGGAUCUUGCUGCUCGGUAUGAGAGUGCUGCUGUUAUUCUUCAUUCUCCUUUAACCUCGGGAAUGCGAGUUGCUUUUCCUGAUACCAAGAAGACUUACUGUUUUGAUGCAUUCCCAAAUAUUGACAAGAUUUCUAAGAUAACCUCUCCAGUAUUAAUAAUUCAUGGGACUGAAGAUGAAGUCAUUGACUUUUCACACGGCCUCGCAUUGUUUGAGCGUUGCCAAAGACCUGUGGAGCCUCUGUGGGUUGAAGGAGCAGGACACAAUGAUGUGGAGCUUUACGGACAGUACCUUGAAAGGUUGAAACAGUUUGUGUCACAGGAACUGGUAAAUUUGUAGGAUGCUCUGUAAAUUGACCUCCUGGGUUUUCUUGUCUUGCUGAACUGCACUUCUUGGUAAAUAACAAAAAAAACCUGAAGGUUUUGUUUGCAAAUCAUGUCAGUUGCCUUCAUCCAUGUACAGGUAAUGAUUUGUUAACAGACUUAAUGAAGGUUUUAAUUACCAGAACUAGAAACGGGAACUAACAGUAUCAUGCAGUCAGGCUGUGUAAUUUAUAUAUUUUCUGUCAUUUUUUUAAACAUCAAGAUGAGUACUGUAUGAAAUUUUAAUUCUAUAAAAUCAAAUGCUGUAAAAGUAUUGCCAAAUGCUUUUGCAUAUCAGAAACAAGUUUAUAAGUAUUUUUAAAACAUCUCAAUGUACUAAACUUUAUCCUGGUAUACAAAUGUAAUAUUCUUUCAAACAACUAUAUAUCUAAAGCAGUUCAAGUACUCAGAAUAAACUGUAUAAAAACAAAGAAAAAACAAUGACAACACGAAAGGUAACUAGAGUUGACCCAAACCCUGUUGUACAGGGUUAGAGGCUUACGUGGUUUAUUUUAUUGUAAAAUACAUUGACUUUUCUGUAUUUUCUGGUUACUAUACAUUUAUUCUUCAAGGAAAAAAUGAAGUAAGUCUUAAUUUUUAUGCCAUCUGUUAACUUACAAAUGAGUUGUCUUGUAAAUGCGAAGUCAUGACGGCACUGAAUUUUAACCAGUUUGGUACUGUGAGGCAACCACUUAAAAGUUGGGUUAGUUAUUUAAAAGGUAUCUAGGGCUUCAGCAAUGAUUUUGUAUGCAAAAUUGUCUUCAAUUUUGACUGAUCUCAUAGAAUUGUAGUGCUCUUCAUUAUAUGAAAAUGUGAAAAUCCAUUAGUUGUUCUUCAAGACCACAAAUAGACUGGCUAUUUGGUCCCUUUUCACUUUGGCAAUUUUGGAAAAUAGGACUUAUUCAUUUGGAGUACUAUGAGAAUUUCAUGGAUUUACUCCUGAAUAUUGGAGAUAAGAAAACAUUUAAUACAUAUAAGUUUUUAUAUAAACCAGUAUAGUAAAAAUAAAGUAAAAUAAAGCUCACACACAAAAACAAACUAAGUUGCCUUUCCUUGAAUGAAUCCUGCCUGAAUAAAACAAUGAAAGAAAAUAAAAAAUAAACGGUAUGUAGUCUCAAUUUGUAAUGAAUGAAUAUUGACAUAAUACACACUGUGGAUAUAUUUUAAGGCCUUAUGUAGUUUUAAUUGUUCUGCUUGUUCUGUGGUUAUGUCUAAGACUAUAUGAUUCUCUUCAAAGUAUAUCAAGUAUUGUGAAUGCU
Molecule: messenger RNA, 2397 nt
Organism: Dipodomys ordii (Ord's kangaroo rat)
Lineage: Eukaryota; Metazoa; Chordata; Mammalia; Rodentia; Heteromyidae
Gene: Abhd17b
Product: abhydrolase domain containing 17B
Exons: 3
Coding region: 192-1115 (307 amino acids)
Biological process (GO): protein depalmitoylation
Cellular component (GO): endosome membrane; plasma membrane
Molecular function (GO): palmitoyl-(protein) hydrolase activity
Source: RefSeq, a predicted model, not a curated record